Molecule: messenger RNA, 480 nt
Organism: Lycium barbarum (goji berry)
Lineage: Eukaryota; Viridiplantae; Streptophyta; Magnoliopsida; Solanales; Solanaceae
Exons: 2
Coding region: 1-480 (159 amino acids)
Biological process (GO): DNA integration
Molecular function (GO): nucleic acid binding
Source: RefSeq, a predicted model, not a curated record
AUGCACUUCUGUAACAAGUCAUUUGCGGUACUGCUUGAAAAGUAUGGUGUUGAUCAUCGGGUGGCCACUCCAUAUCACCCUCAAACUAGUGGUCAGGUGGAAGUCUCCAAGGGGGAGAUAAAGAGCAUCUUGGCCAAGACAGUCAAUGUAAACAGAACCUACUGGGCUCGAAAACUUGAUAAUGCUCUUAGGGCGUACAGAAAAGCAUUUAAAAUGCCUAUAGGGACUUCUCCUUAUAGGCUGGUUUUUGGCAAGGCGUGCCAUCUGCCGGUAGAACUUGAGCACAAGGCCUUAUGGUCCGGACCUUUCGAAGUGGUGAGUGUUUCACCCAAUGGCUCAAUGGAAUUGAAGUCCAUGGAUGGGACUCGAACAUUUAGGGUGAAUGGCCAGAGGGUGAAGUACUACCAUUUGUUCAUUGAUGGUGACCGCAUUGUGGACAAACACUGGUUGAAGCAUGGUUACACUCCCAAUCCUGAAUAG